Molecule: messenger RNA, 1411 nt
Organism: Erythranthe guttata (spotted monkey flower)
Lineage: Eukaryota; Viridiplantae; Streptophyta; Magnoliopsida; Lamiales; Phrymaceae
Product: ribosomal RNA small subunit methyltransferase J
Cellular component (GO): chloroplast thylakoid membrane; chloroplast envelope
Source: RefSeq, a predicted model, not a curated record
AAAUGAGAAAUUGUUUAUUUGUAGGUGUGCCCUUUCUCUGCCUUUAUCGCCCCGGUCGGAGCUUUUGUCCAGACCCCAAAGCCGCCGUCGCCGCCGCCGCCGCCGAACUAAUCCUACAAACACACUCCAAUUUCCAAUUCCAGCUUCAGAAAUCUCCACCGACAAUGGCCACUUCCACCGGCAGCCUCUACGCUACCUGCUGCUCCUGUUACACUUCCAAAAACGUCGAUAAUUAUCUCUUCCCCAAACACAGACGCAACUACAUCUCUCAAUUCUCCUCACCAUUAUCGUUUUCCCUAUCAUCCUCUUCUCCCUCCCGCCCAAUUUUAGCCAGAGCAUUGCCGAACUCCGAUAAGAGCAGCAACAUUUCCACUAAAAAGGAACAGCUGGCGGCGGAGGAGGAGGAGGAAGUGGAGGAGGAUUUGCCGUGGAUUCAGGAGAAGGCUCUGGAUUUGGUCGAGUUCACCGGCUCCGUCUCUCAGGCAAUUCCUGGCCCACGCGUUGGCCGGAGCUCCCUGCCGUGGGUUUUGGCCGUGCCGUUGGCUUAUCUCGGCGUCACUUUCGUCAUUGCCUUUGUUAAGACCGUCCGCAAAUUCGGUUCGCCGAGGGAGAAACGCCGCCAGCUGAUCAAUAAAAAUGUUGUGAUAUGCAAGUCAAUAGAUGAGCUGUUCGAGAAGGGAAUGAAUGAAGUGGACCAAUCAGAUUUAAAGGGACUGAUGCAAAAGACAGGUUUUGACACGGAGGAGAUUUUACGGAAAUACAUUCGCUAUGUGUUGAACGAGAAGCCAUUUGAUCCAGAUUUGAUAUCUAACUUAAUCCAGCUCAGGAAAAAACUAAUGUUGGAUGAUUCUCAAGUAGCUGUCAUUUUGUAUGAGAUUUCAAGAAGGAUAGUGAAAGACAAAGGUCCGGUGGUAAUGGAUAUGUCAGGAUAUUCAGAAACGGGUUUCAAAAGAAAACUUGCCGUGCAAGCUCUUUUUGGGAAGGUUUAUUAUUUGUCUGAGCUGCCUGAGUUCGGGUCAAAAGACAGUUCUUUAACCGUUAAAGAGAUAUUUGGGGUUGCAGAUGAAGAUGCUGAGAAGCUUCGUCUACACGCUGUUUCAGAAGCCGGCGAUCUUGAUUCACUAGAGAAAAUGAUCGAUGGCACAGAUGCACCGGAGUCAAGCGAUGAAUCGUCUCGUUCGUCUUGAUAAAGGUAAUCUAGGCGAUGUUUGCAGUUAUUUUGUUCGAUACCUUGUAGGAAAAAGUUUUGUAAGAUUUUCUAUGAUUUUUGUUGCUGCUGGACUAUGAGGGGUCUUCUUAGCUUUGAUGUUUACAUCGAAUUUUGCCAAACGGAAUCUUUGGAGCAGAUUGUUCUUCAAUAAUUGAGAUCUCGAUUUUCGAGCGUGCUGUAAUUGCGAUUGAGUUACCUUAA